Messenger RNA from Orycteropus afer afer, 942 nucleotides. Lineage: Eukaryota; Metazoa; Chordata; Mammalia; Tubulidentata; Orycteropodidae. The record is from RefSeq and is a predicted model, not a curated record.
AUGGCGUCUGAGGAGCGUGCGGAGGCCGAUUUGCUCCUGCAGAUCUUCGAGCGCCGCUUCCUGGCCGCGCGCGCGCUGCGCUCCUUCCCCUGGCAGAGCCUAGAAGAGAAGUUAAGGGAUUCGUCAGAUGCUCAGCUGCUACUGGAUAUUUUGCAGAAGCACGAGUCCGUCCACGUGGAGCCCCUGGAUGAGUUAUAUGAGGCACUUGCAGAGGUCCUGACCACCGAGGAGUCCACCCAGGGCCACCGCAGCUAUUUGCUGCCUUCCGGAGAUGCAGUCACUCUCACCGAGAGCACAGCCAUCGUGUCCCACGGCACCACAGGCCUGGUGACUUGGAAUGCCGCCCUCUACCUUGCAGAGUGGGCCGUGGAGAACCCGGCAGCCUUUGCUGACAGGACCAUCCUGGAGCUCGGCAGUGGAGCCGGCCUCACGGGCCUGGCCGUUUGCAAAACAUGCCGUCCCAGAGCAUACAUCUUCAGUGACUGUCACAGCCGAGUCCUUGAGCAGCUCCAGGAGAAUGUCCUCCUAAAUGGCCUGUCCAUAGAGCCAGACAUCAUGGCGCCUCGGCAGGACCCGGGCUACGACACGCAACACUCAGAAAAGCCCACCGUGACGGUGGCCCAGCUGGACUGGGACCUUGUGACAGCCCCGCAGCUCUCUGCCUUCCAGCCCGACGUUAUCAUCGCAGCAGAUGUCCUAUACUGCCCAGGGACCAUCCUCUCCCUGACCAGGGUGUUACAGCUGCUCUCGGCCUGCCACGAGGGCUCGCGGGCUUUAGACGCUUAUAUUGCAUCCACCAUAAGGAACCCAGAGACGUUCCAGCUCUUCACAACCGGACUAGACCAGGCUGGGAUCCCCUGGGAAGCAAUGCCCCGUCAUGAUCAGAAACUGUUUCCCUACGACGAGCCCUCAGAGAUAGCAGUGCUGAAGCUAGCGCUGUAG